GGGUCUCUUUGUGUUAUAUAGUUCACGUGAAUAGUUUAUUCAGACUUGUAGUUGAACGUCAUAGCGUCUGUAGUCUGUGCCGAAGCUUCACUCAGUCCUCUCUAUCCCUAUACAGAAUACUCUUUACCAUGGGUAAGUGUUUUAUUUCUGAUUUUAUAAAUUGAAAUUGUUAAGUAAAAUUAUGCAAACCGUUUGAAAUGGUAGAUAAGUGAAGUUUUUAGGUGCUCCCAAUUGUUGAACUUGUAAAUUUAAGUUUUUGUGUCAAACUUGGUCGACGAAUGCAGGCCACCGGCUUCUUUCUUCUUUAGCCAUCUUGGUUUGCGUUUCGGGCGCGCUUUUAACAGAGAAACAUAGUGGGCCUAUAUUUCCUCUACAUUUUACUGUUCUGAUACACUGCACUAAAACUAUUACUGUUAGAUAGAGAAAUGAAUGUAAAUGUGGAAGGAAAUAUUAUUAAUGUAAUAUUAUUUGAGGAAAGGUGUAAUAAAAUGAUUUAUUUAUGAAAAAUCAAUGGGUUUGCAAACAGUUUUUCUUUGUUCCAAGGUCGGCCGGGAAUCAAGAGAAAAGUGUUGUCUUUUUUCAAAGCGGUCGUAUGGCCGCAAGUUUGAAAGAUGGCGCUUUUUUUUUUGUGUGCAUAAUAUGAAUUGAACAUUUUCUUUAGGUUUUUGCUGUUCUGAUUUGUUAAAUUUAAAUAGUUAUUUUAUUCAAAGCUGCACUUGGAGUAGGAUAGCUUAAUUUUAUAAUUAUUUAUACUCCCUGCAACAGACCAUGCCAUAUUUAGGCUAGUGAUCCAUUCCAACCUACUCAUAAUUAUUUCAAAAUCCCACUUUUCAUUUCAACAUUAGUUUGUUAGGUAAAUUUGUCGUUCAUUUUGAUUUGAUCAUUUUUUUUCAAACCAUGCUGAUGCUACCUGGUGUGUCAAAAUGGGUCAAUUUUUUCCCCCUUCUUAGGCUGCAGCUUAGUUUUACUUUGCCCCAAUUUCUUCAACUUUAAUUACUAUCAGUAGUCAGUAACUCUGAUACAAUCAUACAUAACUAUCACAUUAUUUUGGCUCUAGACCUGGUUGAGAUCAGUUAAGUUUCUUUUUCAAAUUGAGGGAUGUGCUGCCCUAUUUUAAAUUUAAACUGCAUGAAAUGGGUGAUCAUAAACAUACUUAGUUUGUUAGGAAUAGGAGAAUCUUGGGUGGCCCAAAAGUGCUAACAAUAAUCACUAGUCAAGCAGGCAGGUGGAGUGAUAUUUUACAAGGCAGUAGGCUUGAGAGUUCCUUUCAUAGCCUGGACUUCCAAUUUUACCAUUUACGUCUACAAGACCUGCACCUCCAUGCAUAUGCUUGACACUAAAUUUCUUCCAUUUUCAGACUCUAAACGUAAGCAAGCCAGUGUCCUAAACUUCUAACAUCUGGAAUCUUUGUAACAGGAUCCAGAAAUUGCUGUUUCUUGCCAUUUCCAUGAGUUUAAAUUUUAAUCUGGCCACGAAGCAUUGACACUUAAUUUUCUUCCAUUUUCAGAGCACAACUGAACUUACUUUAUUAACUUCUAGGGGGUGGGGAAAGUUUGUAGAUAUUCUCUGGUCUCCUUUGUUAUAGUUAAGCCAAAACUAUCGUUUUAUAAGAUUCUUAUGAUGUCAGUAAUAGGUAUCUCGGGGCCUUGGUCUUGUAUCCUUCUGAACCAAUGCUUCUGUAAGAUGUCUGUAAUAGGAUCAGUUAGCUUAUUUGAUUAUGUGAAGAAACUUGUGUGUUUAAGUUUUCAGCCAUUAGUUUUAUUUACUUAAUUUGUUACAUUGUUGAGGCUCAUCAAAUGUGAGUCUUGUAUUUUUGAGUUAUUGUGGAAACAGAUGACAAAGUUUUGUCUUAUCUCAUUCUGGACUGUUUUGGGGUUGUUAACUUUGGUGAUGAUAAAGUUUAUUUUUCAAAUUCUAAAAUUGUUGCGUUUUUAAAUGUGGUACAUUAAAGGGAGAGAAUACGUUUCGAUAUAAUGGAAUUGUGCUUUUACUUUUUACUCCCCUUUUUAUUUUACACUUGGGGUGUAGUUUUUUUUUAUUAUUUAAAUUAUUUUCUGCUUGCCAGGUCGCCCAAAGGGAUCUCUAGGAAAAAAUUCCAAAAAGAAGGUCAAGGAUGCCAAUAAGCCAAAGCGGGCAACAUCUGCAUACUUCUACUUUCUUGCCCAGUGUCGUAAGGAAGCAGCUAAAGCUGGGAAAGCCCCAACCAAGGUAGCAUAGUUUAAAAAUGUUUCUUAAUACUUGUUGCAUUUUUAUAGGUACUUUUUCAAACAGGUUAAUUAUCAUAGAUCUAUUCAAUUGUUGCUAUGUUUUUUAACAAAAUAUAUUUUUUCUUCAGAUUGCAGAAUUCACCAAGGAGGCUUCUGAAAAAUGGAGGUCUCUUACCACUGACAAGAAAAAGCCAUUUGAGGCUGCUGCAGCUGAUGACAAAAAACGAUAUGAACAAGAGGUGUGUAUUGGCUUAAUUUUAUAUAUAUAUGUGUGUGUGUGUGUGCCUUUUUAUUAUUUAUCUUUUAUCUCCUGUCAUUUCUUUCCGGCUUUUUACCAUUACCUUCAGUUAUCCCAUUGGGCAUUCAAAUGUAUAUGUAUGGCUUCAUCUGUAAGUUAAUUUUUUAAAGUGUUUUUAUAUAAAUUUUUUCCAGAUGGCAGCAUACAAGGGCAAGACUGUUGAUCCCAACAAACCUAAAAGACCCCCCACAGCCUAUUUCUUGUUUUUGGCAGAUUUCCGUAUUCGUAUGGCAAACAAAGGCAUUGAGCACAAAGAGUUGUUAAAAAUGGGUGAGUGUUUCCCUACAUCUACAUGUCAGUUUUAUAUAAGGAAGAUAUACAACAGGCUUUUAAUAUUAAAAAUGUAUGAGGUUUGUGCCAGUACUGAUUUAUUUUGCGACAUGUUGAGCUAAAUACAUGUAUUAAUAUGUUUAUGUCUCAUUGAUUAGCUGGUGAAGAAUGGAGGGCAUUGAGCAAUGAGGAUAAGAAGCCAUAUGAAAAGCGAGCAUUGGAGGAAUCCAAGAAGUAUGAAUCUGCAAUGACAGACUACAGAAAGGUAAGUUAG
Lymnaea stagnalis (great pond snail) is the source of this 3049-nucleotide messenger RNA. Lineage: Eukaryota; Metazoa; Mollusca; Gastropoda; Lymnaeidae. The record is from the annotation of a GenBank genome assembly.